AUGUUGUCGAGAUCUUUUGUUAGAGGCCUUAGGGCCAACAUGGGAUUGGCCUCCCAGGCUAGAGCUCUGUCUUCUACCACUGCCGCUCUCAAAUCUACCUACGAUUCCCCAGACUUCUCUCACUACCUCAACAAAUCCAAAGGAACCAAUGACAAAUCUAGAGUUUACACCUACUUCAUGGUUGGCUCGUACGGACUGCUUUCGGCUGCAGCUGCCAAGUCGACCGUCGAGGCCUUCUUGACCACCAUGUCGGCGUCUGCCGAUGUGCUGGCCAUGGCCAAGGUCGAGGUCAAGCUGAACGCCAUUCCUGAGGGAAAGAACGUCGUUGUCAAAUGGCAGGGUAAGCCUGUUUUCAUCAGACACAGAACCCAAGCAGAGAUAGCCGAGGCCAACGAGGUGGACAUCUCUUCUCUGAGAGACCCACAGAAAGACUCCGACAGAGUGAAGAACCCAGAGUGGCUGAUCAUGCUCGGUAUCUGCACCCACUUGGGUUGCGUUCCUAUUGGAGAGUCCGGUGACUACGGCGGAUGGUUCUGCCCAUGUCACGGUUCCCACUACGACAUUUCCGGCAGAAUCAGAAAGGGCCCUGCUCCAUUGAACCUUGAAAUUCCAGAAUACGAAUUCUCCGACGAGUCCACUUUGGUUGUUGGCUGA
Ogataea haglerorum is the source of this 654-nucleotide messenger RNA. RefSeq lists its product as uncharacterized. The coding region runs from base 1 to 654 and encodes 217 amino acids. Gene Ontology annotation, biological process: mitochondrial electron transport, ubiquinol to cytochrome c. Gene Ontology annotation, molecular function: quinol-cytochrome-c reductase activity; 2 iron, 2 sulfur cluster binding. Lineage: Eukaryota; Fungi; Ascomycota; Pichiomycetes; Pichiales; Pichiaceae. Gene Ontology annotation, cellular component: membrane. The transcript has a single exon. The record is from RefSeq and is a predicted model, not a curated record.